CAUGACUUCUCUCCAAGCAACAACUACUGAUAUUAUAAUGCAGAUAUUAUCAACUUUUUUAUAGCAGCAAUUGCGACCUCCAAGCUCAUGUAUUGUUAACUGAAAGGGAUAGAAAUAGAGGAAUAGAUGGGAGCCAAGUUCAGGGGACAGGGUGGGCCUUGUUUAGAAGUUGGAGAAAGACUUUAGAAAGAGGAGAGAUAAGAAGGGAAUUUUGGGUGAAAGAAGCUUUCGUGGAUGGUGGAGACGAGAUUAUGUUAGAAAAAGAUGCAAACUUCUAGCUUUCUCUGGGGUUAGUAGGAUUUGGAGAGAUUUCUUUCCAACCUGGUUGUGGCAAAAGUCUAACCCAAAAGCUUGCUGCUCAUGUAGAUGCAGGAGAUGCUGGGUUUCAUAAUGGUACUGUCCAACUAGUUUAGAGGUGUGAAAACACACAGAAGAGAAGGGCGGGAGAUCUGUGCUCACUAGUUAGUAUUUACAGUAGAUUUCUAAAGGUUGCACGCACACAAACAGACACUAAUGCCUGAUUUUACAUCAAAUAUAAUAGCUAGUGCCAGUGCAAAAAGAAAGAAGACCCACCGCAUUAGUCAAGUUUUUAAGCUACAUGUUUUUCUGGGUAGACAUGACUCAUCGAAGGAGGUAAAAGAAUGUAGCAAAGCCAAGAUUGUCAUGGUUCUGUCCUUGUUCGUAUGAUCUGCGCAGUACCGCUGAUGCUUACUAACUAGCACCAAAGCUCUACUCAAGUGCAGAAUAUCAUACUACAUGAUGGAGACAAUAAUGUCGCACAAACUCAGUCUUUUUUUUGUUGGCGCUAUUUUCGCUUCUUUCGGUACUCGGAUCAAAUUCUUAAUUUAUAACUUUUGAAAUAGUUAGCUUUUCUUUAUCUGCCAUUGAUCCCAGCUUGUUGCUGAUUAGUUUCCAGUAAUGGUAGUAGUACUGGACUACUGGUACAACAAGUGGAAUUCUUUUCACUUGAUCAGGCUUACAAUAAUUGAGCAAAUGUUGAUGCUUCAUUACUUGAAUGGUGUGAAAAAUGUCAAGAAAAGCUGGCUGGUUAGCAAGACAUAAUAAUGGCCCGAGUGAUGGGACUCAUCAAAAGCGAUUCUUUGCCGAGGUCAUCCUUCAUCAUGACAGGAAAGCUGGCCACACAACGGAACAAAAAUGGGCACAUACGUACGUCGCAGCUACUUCUCUCUUUUCUCUCUACUUUGCAUCGAUCGGUACUCGAUCGUCCUCUCUCUAAAGUUCAGGACGGGGAGAUAUAAUAUUAAUCAGGAGGUCCUGCAUGCCCUGUACAGGCCAUAUGCAUGUAUUCAAAUCUAUCCGUUCUCGCCUGUGCCCGCGGCUCCAGGUGUUAUAUAUACUGCCUCUUCUAACCUGACACAGCCCCAACCCAUGCACAUCCUACUACCUUUGACAGCAUCUCUCUCUCUCUCGGUCUCUCCCCAGCUCUCUCUAGCUUCUCUCCUGUAGUAUGAGUAUGACAAGCCCCAGGCUAAAGCUCUUCGGCUUCCACUUCUCCGCCGAGGAGCAGGAGCACUAUCAGAUGGAUCAGCCCGAGGCCACCGAGCCAGACCACCAGAACGGGCCGCUCUGCGGAAGCGCUGGCGGUGCCGGGGGUUCGGACUCGUCCUCGUCCUCGACGACCACGACAACGACGGCCACGGCGGCUGGCGGCGGGGCUGAAGCGGCAGCCGGGCGGAGGUACGAGUGCCAGUACUGCUGCCGCGAGUUCGCCAACUCGCAGGCGCUCGGGGGACACCAGAACGCGCACAAGAAGGAGCGGCAGCAGCUCAAGCGCGCCCAGCUGCAAGCCGCUGCCGCUGCCGCUGGCCGCGUCGUCUCGGGCGGCGGUGGCGGCGCUCUGUACCCGCGCAUGGCCGUGGCCGGCGGUCCGGGCCAUAACCCGAUGGUGUCCGCCUUCGCACAGCCGGCCCACCUCCUCGGCGGCCAUGGCCAUGGCGGCGACGGCGCCGGGGCGCCCACGAGCUGGGUCUACUUCAGCUCCCCGCGCGCCGCUGCCGUGGCCGGUGGCGCCCAGGGCCAGCAGUUCCACGUGUCCCACGGCUGCGUCUUCCCCACGUCCGGCGGCGCCUCGCCGGCCGCCGUGUUCUCCUACGGCGCCCCGACGGGCGCUGCCAACGUGAACAACGCCGCUGCCGUGUCGGGGCCUUACAUGGCUGACGUGGAUAACCGCCACGGCGCCCGGAGGUCGUCGACGCUCCACGCGAGCCCCGCCGUUGCCAGCUUCGCGAGAUACCCCGGCGGGAUGGUGAUGGCGGCUGAGCCGGAGGAGGCUCUGGGGCUCGACUUGCAGCUCAGCUUGUAGUGAACUAGUGAUCCAUCGUCUUGGCUCGCUCGAUCGAUCGCACAAGCUAGCUGCCUACUCCUGUUACUUCGGUCAAUGGAAUUAAUUACCCAUACUAGAUUCCGUACUAAUUAAGAGCUCGAUCCCCCGCUAGGUAAUUAGCCAGAGGUAGUAAGUAAGUACGUAUUUUUAGCUUCCGGGCUAGCUUAAUCUGGAGUGUAAUCAUCCUCUCCUUUGCUCGUUGUAACGAACUCCGGUUCUUCGUAUGAUUCGAGAUCGAUCGGUCGACGACCAGCACCUUGUAAAUUUUUGGUCAAUCCAUCGUCUCUCUGCCAUUUGCAGUGUUAAUUCAUAUACCAUGCCCAUUUUUUGGUUGA
Messenger RNA from Brachypodium distachyon (stiff brome), 2679 nucleotides. Its product is annotated as zinc finger protein GIS3. The transcript has 3 exons. The coding region runs from base 1469 to 2323 and encodes 284 amino acids. Gene Ontology annotation, molecular function: DNA-binding transcription factor activity; transcription cis-regulatory region binding. The record is from RefSeq and is a predicted model, not a curated record. Lineage: Eukaryota; Viridiplantae; Streptophyta; Magnoliopsida; Poales; Poaceae. Gene Ontology annotation, cellular component: nucleus. Gene Ontology annotation, biological process: gibberellic acid mediated signaling pathway; trichome differentiation; trichome morphogenesis.